This is a messenger RNA of Danaus plexippus (monarch butterfly), 1874 nucleotides long. RefSeq names its product iduronate 2-sulfatase (gene Ids). The record is from RefSeq and is a predicted model, not a curated record. NCBI's taxonomy places the organism in Eukaryota, Metazoa, Arthropoda, Insecta, Lepidoptera, Nymphalidae. Gene Ontology annotation, molecular function: iduronate-2-sulfatase activity.
AUAUAGUUUUAAUUGAAUUUAAUUGAGUUAUCAUUAAAAAAUGUUAAUCUUGUACAUUUUUAAUACAAGAUGUUUGUACUAAUAAUUGUUAUAUUUUCAUUUUCUCUAAAAUACAAUGUUCAGCAAAGAACAUAAUAAGAAACAAUGUGUUGAUUAUAAUCAUUGACGACAUGCGAUACCUUUCAGAGGAAGUUUACUUGCCAAAUUUUCAAAAAUUGGCGGCAAAAGGAAUCACAUUUCAAAAGGCUUUUGCACAACAAGCGUUGUGUGCACCAAGUAGAAAUUCUAUUUUAACCGGUCGUCGACCAGAUGAGUUACGCUUGUAUGACUUUUAUAAUUAUUGGCGCGACACUGUUGGAAAUUUUUCUACAUUUCCUCAAAUAUUCAAGGAACACGGAUACGAUACGUACUCCGCUGGAAAUAUUCACCCAGGAAAGAGUUCCAAUUUUACAGACGACUAUCCUUAUAGCUGGACACUAAAACCUUAUCAUCCUCCAACCGAAAAAUAUAAAGACGAUGCAUUGUGUAAAGAUAGACAUAGUAUAAUUACACAAAAUCUGAUUUGUCCAAUCAACGUUAAGGAACAGCCCGAUAAUACAUUACCUGACCUCGAAACCCUCAAAUACUCAAUUGAUAUUAUUAAAAAUAGAAACCAAACUAAACCCUUCCUGCUAGCUGUCGGAUUUCACAAGCCUCAUAUUCCUUUAAAAUAUCCUCAUAAAUACUUGAAAAAUGUUCCAAUUAGUUCAGUGAAUCCGCCACGUGUGUCGUCUAUCCCUAAGGGUCUACCGCUGGUAUCUUGGCAUCCUUGGUCGGAUGUCCGGCGAAGAGAUGACAUUAAGAAACUAAACCUUACUUUCCCAUUUGGUAUAAUGCCUCCGAAAUGGACGUUAAAGAUAAGGCAAAGUUAUUAUGCUGCGUCACUAUACAUAGAUGAUCUUUUGGGAAAACUUAUGAGCCAUGUAAAUCAAGACAACACCAUAAUUGUUGUUACUAGUGAUCAUGGUUGGUCUUUGGGUGAAAAUGGACUUUGGGCGAAGUAUAGCAACUUUGAUGUCGCCCUGAGGGUGCCCUUGCUUUUUAAAAUACCGGUUCAGCCCAAGGUCAUAACUAAUCCUGUUGAAUUGGUCGACAUACACCCAACUUUACUUGAAGUGGGUAAUAUAUUUGUACCAAAAUGUAAGAAUAAUGAUGAUAAAUCCAUUUUAUGUUCGAGUGGAAAAAGUUUAGUACAAUUAAUGUCAAACAAACAUAAUACUGGUAGAUCAUUUGCCAUAUCCCAGUAUCCACGGCCACAGGUACAACCUACAAAAAGUUCUGAUAAACCAAAACUGAAAGAUAUAAAAAUAAUGGGUUAUAGCAUCCGAACGGAAAAAUAUAGAUACACUGAAUGGAUAUCAUUUAAUAAUACACAUUUCACUAGGAACUGGAAUAAAAUACACGGGAUCGAACUAUACAACCAUGUUUAUGAUGAUGAAGAAUCAAAUAAUCUGUACCUAGUACCAUAUUAUCAGGAUAUAAAAAACAAUUAUCAGCAUUACUGAGGUCAACAAUAAAUUACACAUAGAAAAGUAUUAUUUAAUACUUAAUAUAGAGUUAAAACUUGAUUAAUAUGUAUUGUACUAUAAAAACAUAACUUUGUUUACUAAAGUACAGAGCACAUUUGAUUGUAUGUUUAAAGUACACACUACAUUCUAGACCUACCUAUUAUAUAUAAAUUACUAGUUUAGUAAAUGCUGAAGUCUUUUUAAAACACCUAUUACAUUGAAAUUGCACCCAAAUUAAUACUUAUUUGCGAAUAUGUCUUACAUACUAAAUUCUAUAACUUAAAUAUAAAAUAAAAUCACAUAAAUUUUAUUUGGAAUAGACUUAAC